Harmonia axyridis is the source of this 1413-nucleotide messenger RNA. RefSeq names its product 26S proteasome regulatory subunit 8 (gene Rpt6). The transcript has 6 exons. Lineage: Eukaryota; Metazoa; Arthropoda; Insecta; Coleoptera; Coccinellidae. Gene Ontology annotation, molecular function: ATP hydrolysis activity; proteasome-activating activity; ATP binding. The coding region runs from base 144 to 1361 and encodes 405 amino acids. Gene Ontology annotation, cellular component: proteasome regulatory particle, base subcomplex. Gene Ontology annotation, biological process: proteasome-mediated ubiquitin-dependent protein catabolic process. The record is from RefSeq and is a predicted model, not a curated record.
GUGGUUCUGUAGACUGUCAAAAUUGAUGAGUUUGAUAUUUUCAGGCUUUGGAUUUUCAUUGCCCAGACUUGAUUGUGAAGAUUUUUGGCUUAAUGUUCCAAUCAGAUUUUUAAAAACCUGUAAGGAAUCAACAAUUCGCCAUUAUGACUGUAAUCAAUAAGAUGGAGAUUGAUAGUGGGGGGCUUAAAGGAGAGGGCUUUCGAUCUUAUUAUAUCACAAAAAUCGAAGAACUACAGUUGAUUGUAGCAGAAAAAAGUCAAAAUCUUCGAAGACUUCAGGCACAAAGAAAUGAACUGAACGCAAAAGUUCGUAUGUUGAGAGAAGAACUAAUGCUAUUACAAGAACAAGGAAGUUAUGUUGGAGAAGUUGUCAAACCUAUGGAUAAAAAAAAAGUAUUAGUAAAGGUGCAUCCUGAAGGCAAAUUUGUUGUUGAUAUUGAUAAAAAUAUUGAUAUCAAUGAUGUAACACCAAAUUGCCGUGUUGCUCUACGUAAUGAAAGUUACACUCUCCAUAAAAUUCUUCCUAAUAAGGUUGAUCCUCUGGUAUCUCUUAUGAUGGUUGAAAAAGUCCCAGAUUCUACUUAUGAAAUGGUUGGAGGUUUAGAUAAGCAAAUAAAAGAAAUCAAAGAAGUUAUUGAACUUCCAGUCAAACAUCCAGAAUUGUUUGAUGCUCUAGGUAUUGCUCAACCAAAAGGUGUACUUCUUUAUGGACCACCUGGAACUGGAAAAACUUUAUUAGCUAGAGCUGUAGCACACCAUACAGAAUGUACCUUCAUUAGAGUAUCAGGUUCCGAACUUGUCCAAAAGUUCAUUGGUGAAGGAUCUCGUAUGGUUAGAGAAUUGUUCGUUAUGGCAAGAGAACAUGCCCCCUCUAUUAUUUUCAUGGAUGAAAUUGAUUCCAUUGGAUCAUCUCGUAUAGAAUCUGGCUCUGGUGGUGAUUCUGAAGUUCAAAGAACAAUGUUGGAAUUGUUGAAUCAGUUGGAUGGUUUUGAAGCUACAAAAAAUAUUAAAGUAAUCAUGGCUACUAAUCGUAUUGAUAUCCUCGACCCUGCACUCUUAAGACCUGGUAGAAUUGACCGUAAAAUAGAAUUUCCCCCACCAAAUGAAGAAGCAAGGCUUGAUAUCCUCAAGAUUCAUUCUAGAAAGAUGAAUUUGACAAGAGGAAUCAAUUUAAGGAAAAUAGCAGAACUCAUGCCAGGAGCCAGUGGAGCUGAGGUGAAAGGUGUUUGUACUGAGGCUGGUAUGUAUGCUUUGAGAGAAAGAAGAGUACAUGUGACACAGGAAGACUUUGAGAUGGCGGUUGCAAAGGUCAUGCAGAAAGAUUCAGAGAAAAAUAUGUCUAUCAAGAAAUUGUGGAAAUAGAUUUUGAUUUUUUCACAGAUAUUUAUACUUAAAUAAAUUAGUUAUUGAUAAA